Fusarium redolens is the source of this 2207-nucleotide messenger RNA. RefSeq names its product thiamine pyrophosphate enzyme, N-terminal TPP binding domain-containing protein. The transcript is spliced from 4 exons. Bases 174 to 2168 code for a protein of 664 amino acids. Gene Ontology annotation, molecular function: thiamine pyrophosphate binding; flavin adenine dinucleotide binding; acetolactate synthase activity. The record is from RefSeq and is a predicted model, not a curated record. Gene Ontology annotation, biological process: L-valine biosynthetic process. NCBI's taxonomy places the organism in Eukaryota, Fungi, Ascomycota, Sordariomycetes, Hypocreales, Nectriaceae. Gene Ontology annotation, cellular component: mitochondrion; acetolactate synthase complex.
GUAGACCCGCUUGGACACAACAAAGGGCGUUACGAUACUUUGACAACAAAACCCGGGCUGUUUCUGUUUUGUGUUUGUUACAACUACAAGUUUCUUACAGCAACCAUUUCGUAUACAGCCUCAUAUCUGAUUGGCGCUGAUCAUUAACUGGGAUACUGAAAACACAAUUCAUCAUGGUUUUGCUUCAACGCUCCAGAUUAGCCGCUCAAAGCCUCUCAAAAUGUCGUCAAGCACAGCUUCAAUCCUCAGUGAGGAGAUACAAUACUGCAGUGAUCUCAUCACUUUCUCAAAGAGAUGGAAAAAGCCCCUCUCUGUCUCUAUCUGCCAGCCACUCAAAAGCAUCAACAGCUCUUCACACACCUUCACCCACAGCAGUUAUGACUCGUCCUUACUCAACAGCAAGUGAGGAUAUGUAUACCGCAUCUUUUGCUUUCUUCGAGGCUAUCUGGGAUGCUGGUAUCACCCAUUGUUUUGUGAACUUGGGUACUGAUCAUCCAAGUAUCAUCGAGGCUAUGGUCAAGGGACAACGGGAGAAGAAGGGCAAAUUCCCCAAGAUCAUCACAUGUCCCAAUGAGAUGGUGGCCAUGUCAAUGGCUGAUGGCUAUGCCCGACUAACAGGCAAGCCUCAAUGUGUGAUUGUCCACGUCGAUGUUGGUACUCAAGGCCUCGGAGCAGCUGUCCACAACGCUUCCACGGGACGAGCCCCCGUGUUAGUAUUCGCCGGUCUAUCACCUUUCACACAAGAAGGCGAACACCGCGGAAGUCGCACAGAGUACAUCCACUGGAUCCAAGAUGUACCAGACCAAAAACAGAUCAUUUCUCAGUACUGCCGAUACACGGGCGAGAUCAAGACAGGAGCUAACGUCAAGCAAAUGGUUAACCGUGCUCUGCAAUUCGCUACAUCAGAUCCUCAAGGUCCUGUGUAUCUUUGCAGUGCACGAGAGAUUCUCGAGGCUGAUCUGAAGCCUUAUUCUCUGAAGCAGGAACAUUGGGAGUCGGUUGAGCUUGGUGGUCUUCCUACAAGUGCUGUUGAUAAGAUCGCUGAGGCUUUGGCUGGUGCAAAGGCUCCCUUGUUGGUAACUGGGUAUAGUGGACGAAACCACAAGGUACCGGCUGCGCUUGUCGAAUUGGCGGAUAAGGUUAAGGGAUUGAGAGUCUUGGACACCGGCGGCUGUGAUAUGUGCUUCCCUGCUGACCAUCCUGCCUGGAUCGGAUUGAAGUUUGGUGUUGACGACGCUGUUGAGUCUGCUGAUACUAUUGUCGUCCUGGACUGCGACGUACCUUGGGUCCAGACACGCUGCAAGCCUCGCGAGGAUGCAAAGAUCUUCCACAUCGAUGUUGAUCCCCUGAAGCAGCAGAUGCCAACUCACUACAUCCAAGCAGAUGCACGCUACAAGGCCGAUGGUCUGACAGCCGUCCAACAAAUCACCGAAGCUCUUAACAAGAAAGAAUUCGCCAGCAAACUCGAGGUUAACGCCGCGGAGACAGAGAAGCAGCGUGCUGAAGUCCAUGAGAACAAAUUAGCUACCAUCGCUAAGGCCGCUGAGCCUCUCGCAGACGAUACUUUCGGCACUGGCCAUCUUAGCAAGAAGCUCCGUGAUCUUUGCCCCGAAGAUACAAUCUGGGCUAUUGAAGCUGUUACCAACACUGGUUUCGUGCACGACAACAUCCAGCCCACGAUUCCUGGAUCUUGGAUUAACUGUGGAGGCGGUGGUCUUGGCUGGUCUGGUGGCGGUGCUCUGGGUAUCAAGCUUGCGACAGAUGCUGAGAACGGUGGCACAAACAAGGGCAAGUUUGUUGUGCAGAUUGUGGGAGAUGGAACAUAUCUCUUCACAGUACCUGGUAGUGUGUACUGGAUCUCAAGACGAUACAAGAUCCCCGUUUUGACUAUUGUCCUCAACAACAAGGGAUGGAACGCUCCUCGCAGAUCUCUACUCUUGGUUCACCCCGACGGCCUCGGUUCAAAGGCCACAAACGAAGAGAUCAACAUUUCCUUCGACCCAGUACCAGACUACGCUGGUAUCGCUAAGGCUGCUGCAGGUGGAGAUAUUCACGCUGCUAGAGUUGACAAGGCUUCGGAUCUGGAGAGUGUGUUGAAGGAGGCUAUUGCUAAGGUGCAGGCUGGACAAACUGCGGUGGUUGACUGCAAGGUUGCGUCGGAUUGCUAAAGACUUAUGAAUAACGAGAAGAUAAUGUGGAGGGUUUGU